UAGUAACUAGCAAGAGGUGAAUCCCGCACACAUUUUCAUUGCAUUCAUGUGCAGUGUGUUAAACAAAGACUCUUGUAUGUACAGCGUGACACAUGCUUGUGCUCUAGGAUAGUCUGUCAUCCUAAUCUUCUAACAUCCUUUUGGCUUGGGUGACCAGAACAAAAUUCAGUGAAACAUCUAGAAAAUUCAGCCAUAAGGUCUGCAAUGAUUGCAAUUUAAUUUAAAUGCAGCAGCCAGAUUCCUUAAAAAGUGCAUUUAUUAGAAAAGUCACCUGAACUGUUAAUUCGUAUUUAGGCUCUAGAACAAGGGGGCCAUGAUGAUUAUUUUUACCAUAGUUUUAAAUACUCCAUGCAUGUUAUGCAGACGUGCGUGUACUGCAUUAUCUCCUAACUAGGGUUGCCACCUUUUUUGGAAAAAAAUACCGGCCUUCGUAUAUAUCUAUAUUUUCCGUAUUAACAUUGGGAUCAACUAUCAUUUUUACCGGCCAGGUGGCAACCCCACUCCUACCCCUGGCCCUCAUGAGCGAAACGUCUUCCAACAAGUUGUUAUAUGUAUACACAAUGCUCGGUCCAGGGGUUUGUCAUCAGUCUGAGUGGAAAACAUAAUGUGAAUCCCCCAAACAGCUGGAAGACCACAGACUGCCGCUGUUUUAGUGAUCAACCGCUAAGCCUCUUUUGGAAAAUGUCUUCACCGUCCUCAGAAUCAUCCAAUGUUAAAAGUGGCCCUCCCAAGGAGGAGUAUCGCACCCCUGGAUUCAGAGGGGUAAAGACAACCACCCUGUUUAGAGCGGUGAAUCCUGAGCUUUUCAUCAAACCUAACAAACCAGUAAUGGUGUUUGGACUUGUGACAAUCACAAUGUGCGUUGCCUACAUUGCUUAUUUACAUGCUACAGAAGAGAACAAAAAGGAAUUAUAUGAAGCUGUUGACAGUGAAGGGAACAGGUACACAAGAAGAAAAACUUCUAAAUGGGAUUAAAUCACAGUUGGACUGAAACAAAUUAUCUAAAUAUAAAUAAAGAAAAUAAUUUUGGUAUCUGAAUUUGUGCUGCCAUUCUAGGAUGCAUAAGAAAUAAAGUCAGCACUUUUUUUAAUGAAAGGAAUAAAAUAAAGGCAAGUC
Molecule: messenger RNA, 1116 nt
Organism: Xenopus laevis (African clawed frog)
Lineage: Eukaryota; Metazoa; Chordata; Amphibia; Anura; Pipidae
Product: small integral membrane protein 8
Exons: 3
Coding region: 550-975 (141 amino acids)
Source: RefSeq, a predicted model, not a curated record